AUGUCCAUACUUGGUACACUAUUCAGGACAACACUCUUCCUUCUUUUCUCUCUAUUUCUAAUCUUUACUUUUCUCUAUUCGCACGUUUGGUUUCCUGAUCGUCUCUCGGAACAACAUGAAAGAUUUCAAAAUCAUCAAGAUCCCAAAGAGUUUGAUUUUAUAAUUGUGGGAAGUGGAAGUGCAGGAUCGGUCUUGGCCAAUAGGCUGAGUCAAAAUGUUAAUCAUUCAGUAUUAUUGUUGGAGGCUGGAAAGUCUGAUAAUACACCCCUAGCAAAGUUUACUCCAUUAUACUUGUUCAUGUUGAAGAGUGUUCAUGAUUGGCAAUAUUAUACUAUUGGAGAGGAAUCAGAGAUUAAUCCUAAACAUUUAUUGAAAAAGAUGUUUUGGCCAAGAGGAAAGAUAUUGGGAGGUAGUUCAUCAAUGAAUGCAAUGAUUUAUAUGAGAGGAAGUCCACAGGAUUAUGAUACAUGGAAUGAAUGUGAAUUUGGAGGAAAGAGUAAGAUUUGGAAUUUUGAACAUGUUCUCAAGUACUUUAAGAAAUCAGAAGCACAACAAGGUCCAGCAGAAAUAUUCUCAGAUGAGUAUCAUGGAAGAAAUGGAGAAUGGAUUGUGAAGGAACAAGGAGAAACUUUCUCAAUUAUUGAGCCAGUAGUUAAGGCCAUGAGUCAAGUGCUUUCAAUUCCAAUCGUGAGAGAUCUCAAUAAUCCAAAAAUUACUCAUUCAAAAGAUAACAGUCAAUCAGAUUUUGUAGAAUAUGGUGCUGUAGGAACUACACAGAUUCACAGUUUGCAUGGUAGACGUUUCAGUACUGCUGAUGCCUUCCUGAAUGAUACAGUUCUCAAAAGACCAAAUCUAUUUGUAAGAACUGAAGCCUUGGCCACCAAUAUUUUAUUCGAAGGAAAUAAGGCUGUUGGUGUCAGAUACUUUGAUAGGAGAAAAAAGGCCUACGUUGAAAAAAGAGUGAGAAAAGAAGUUAUUCUUUCAGGUGGUGCUAUUAACUCACCUCAAUUAUUGAUGCUUUCUGGUAUUGGAGAUUCAAAAGAAUUAUCCAAGCACAAUAUUACAACAAUAGUUGAUAAUAAGAAUGUUGGAAAACAUUUACACGAUCAUCUUGCUAUUCAUGUUCCUUAUUAUAUCAGUUGGGAUUAUGAUAGUGUUUUGAGUGUGUUAUUCAAGCCCAAUGAAAUUUACAAAGUAUUAUUUGAAGGAUCUGGAGUUUUAGGAACUAAUGGAAUUGGUUUGAAUGGUCUACUCAAAACAAAGGUUUGUAAAAACGAGUUAGUGAACUCGUAUCCUCCUUCACUAUGGGAUGUUAAAAAUCAACAAUGUUACAACAAGCAUCACUGUGACUCCCACGAUAUUCAAGUUCACAAUACGCCAACAGUCAUGGAAAACAGUGAAACAUUACACUUACACCAACAUGGUUUUACAUUUAUUCCACUGCUUCUCCAACCAAAAUCUAGAGGUGGUUUAAAGCUCAAAUCAAAUAAUCCAUUUGUGGCUCCUAUAAUUGACAGUAACUUUGUAGGACACAAACACGAUAAGGAAACAAUGGCUGAGGCUAUUAGAAGUGCAAGCCUUGAUGGAUACUAUCAAGAGCUCGCCAACAGAAACUGA
This is a messenger RNA of Naegleria gruberi, 1617 nucleotides long. RefSeq lists its product as uncharacterized. The record is from RefSeq and is a predicted model, not a curated record. The transcript is spliced from 3 exons. Bases 1 to 1617 code for a protein of 538 amino acids. NCBI's taxonomy places the organism in Eukaryota, Heterolobosea, Eutetramitea, Acrasida, Naegleriidae. Gene Ontology annotation, molecular function: flavin adenine dinucleotide binding; oxidoreductase activity, acting on CH-OH group of donors.